Molecule: messenger RNA, 447 nt
Organism: Prorocentrum cordatum
Lineage: Eukaryota; Dinophyceae; Prorocentrales; Prorocentraceae
Source: the annotation of a GenBank genome assembly
AUGCAGGCGGAGCAGUACGAGAAGAUGGUCCAGGAUCAGCGGACCUUCUUCCUUCAGAGCGAGCGCAUUGCGGUGAGCGGCGGGCCCUCGAUGCUGGCCAGGCACCCGUGCGGGGAGAUCGCGCUGGUGCCGCGGCCGCUGUCCAUGGCGAACGAGCAGCCGGAGGUGUGGGACGUGGGCACCGCGGUGGCCAACCCGUACGUCGUGGACUCGUGGCCCUUCGAGCCGAACGUCCUGGCGCGCCGCACGAUGCAGGAGGCGCCCACCAUGCAGCCCUUCAAGGAGGAGACCGAGGAGGACCUCCGGGAGGCCAGCGGCCCCGCCCGGAGGAGCCCGUUCGGCGCCUUCGACUUCCGCCUGGCCAUGCCGACGCGCGACAGCGAGGACGAGGACGACGGCUUCAACAGCCGCUACGGGGGCCCCACGGAGACCUCCCGGAGCAUGUGA